Messenger RNA from Camelus dromedarius (Arabian camel), 1446 nucleotides. It is a transcript of the gene FOXD3, whose product is annotated as forkhead box D3. Gene Ontology annotation, molecular function: RNA polymerase II cis-regulatory region sequence-specific DNA binding; DNA-binding transcription factor activity, RNA polymerase II-specific. The record is from RefSeq and is a predicted model, not a curated record. The coding region runs from base 1 to 1446 and encodes 481 amino acids. Lineage: Eukaryota; Metazoa; Chordata; Mammalia; Artiodactyla; Camelidae. The transcript has a single exon. Gene Ontology annotation, biological process: cell differentiation; regulation of transcription by RNA polymerase II; anatomical structure morphogenesis.
AUGACCCUCUCCGGUGGCGGCAGCGCCAGCGACAUGUCCGGCCAGACGGUGCUGACGGCCGAGGAUGUGGACAUCGAUGUGGUGGGCGAGGGCGACGACGGGCUGGAGGAGAAGGACAGCGACGCGGGCUGCGAUAGCCCCGCGGGGCCGCCGGAGCUGCGACUGGACGAGGCGGACGAGGUGACGCCGGCGGCACCCCACCAUGGGCAGCCUCAGCCGCCGCACCAGCAGCCCCUGGCACUAUCCAAGGAGGCAGCUGGAGCCGGGGCCGGGCCAGGGGGCGAGGCGGGCGUGUCCGAAGCCGACGGCUGCAAGGGCGGCGUUGGCGGCGAGGAGGGCGGCGGGAGCGGCGGCGGGCCUGGCUCGGGCAGCGGUGCGGCGGGCGGCCUGGCCCCGAGCAAGCCCAAGAACAGUCUGGUGAAGCCGCCCUACUCUUACAUCGCGCUCAUCACUAUGGCUAUCCUGCAGAGCCCACAGAAGAAGCUGACCCUGAGCGGCAUCUGCGAGUUCAUCAGUAACCGCUUCCCCUACUACCGGGAGAAGUUCCCCGCCUGGCAGAACAGCAUCCGCCACAAUCUCUCACUCAACGACUGCUUCGUCAAGAUCCCCCGCGAACCGGGCAACCCAGGCAAGGGCAACUACUGGACCCUGGACCCGCAAUCCGAGGACAUGUUCGACAACGGCAGCUUCCUGCGGCGCCGGAAACGCUUCAAGCGCCACCAGCAGGAGCACCUGCGCGAGCAGACGGCGCUCAUGAUGCAGAGCUUCGGCGCCUACAGCCUUGCGGCGGCGGCCGGCGCCGCGGGGCCCUACGGCCGCCCCUACGGCCUGCACCCUGCGGCCGCGGCCGGCGCCUAUUCUCACCCUGCUGCCGCGGCAGCCGCGGCGGCGGCCGCGGCGCUCCAGUACCCGUACGCGCUGCCCCCCGUGACACCCGUGUUGCCGCCCGCCGUGCCGCUCCUGCCCUCGGGCGAGCUCGGCCGCAAAGCGGCCGCCUUCGGCUCGCAGCUCGGCCCAGGCCUGCAGCUGCAGCUCAACAGCUUGGGCGCCGCCGCGGCCGCCGCGGGCACGGCGGGCGCUGCGGGCACCACGGCGUCGCUCAUUAAGUCCGAGCCGAGUGCGCGGCCGUCGUUCAGCAUCGAGAACAUCAUUGGUGGGGGUCCCGCGGCACCCGGGGGCUCGGCAGCGGGCGCUGGGGGCAGCGGGGUAACUGGGGGCACAGGGGGUGGCGGGGGCGGCGGCGCGGCGCAGUCCUUCCUGCGGCCGCCCGGGACCGUGCAGUCGGCGGCGCUCAUGGCCACGCACCAGCCGCUCUCUCUGAGCAGGACGACGGCCACCAUCGCGCCCAUCCUGAGCGUGCCGCUUUCUGGACAGUUCCUGCAGCCCGCAGCCUCGGCCGCCGCAGCUGCCGCUGCCGCGGCGCAAGCCAAGUGGCCCGCUCAAUAG